AUGUGGCAGAACACCAAAGCCACCAAACAGACUGUUAGCCCCUUGUUCAAUUCCAAACUUGAGGAAACCGGCGGUUCACCACUUCGUGGCUUCCCAACACAACAAGUACUUGAGUUUAUGGAGACAUUGCUUGAAAUUGCAAAUGUAUUCUCAAGGCGAACACCCUGGUCAUUGAUUGGAACUGCCAAUACCGAUAUUUUGUACUGGCGCCGUUUACGAAGAGGCCCUAUUAAGAUGGCGGAAAACGAUUGUGUAGCCUUGGAUGUAACCUCUACAAUUAAAGACGGUGCAGAAAAGUCCUCUCCUCAGCAUCAUCCUUCGAGUCUGCCGCCUCAGUCCUCUUCACCGACGGCUGCCUCCUCCCUCAGUGGAAGUGCAAACGGCGCAAAUGUGAGUCUGGAGGAGCGUGUUAAACGUCUGCGCGAGGCGGAACAGUCAAAAGCUGAGCAGCGACGAAUUCACUCCACCUACACCAACUACGCUCUCUACGUUAAUCCUUCACUUCUGCCCGAUAAUCAUCCGAUCCACUCACUCCGUUCCACUCACUCACCGCAACACAAUCACCAAACACCGCGAGCUUCCGCUAGGCGGGCCGCCUCAGCUGCGCCCUCCUUUGCUCAUGCCCAGUCCGAUUCUGCCUCUCCUCGGAACCGCGCAGUUGACAAAGGCUCCACAACAGCGCGGGCCUCGGCGAAACCACACGCCUCCAAGGGUAAGUUAAAGUCCUCCCAAACAUUACUAGCUUCCUAUCACAUUAAACAAUUGUUCAUGUUUCUCCAGUCCUCUUGA
This is a messenger RNA of Dibothriocephalus latus, 789 nucleotides long. NCBI's taxonomy places the organism in Eukaryota, Metazoa, Platyhelminthes, Cestoda, Diphyllobothriidea, Diphyllobothriidae. The record is from the annotation of a GenBank genome assembly.